UAUUGCGUUUUCCCAUUAUGUGAUAGCAUUUAUAUUACAUUGGGUGUAGCUGUAUUGUGCUGGUGAAUUAAUCUCUGCUCUUCAGCUGGGCGAAGCAGUCAUCUUUGGGGAGCUUAGCUUACACUGUCACUCACGAAAUCGUAAUGACACGAUUGCAAACAAACCAUACCACUCUCUGAUCGCGAGUUCUAUCCCCGCCCGUGGUUUGGUUUGUUUAUACUGUCACGUAUAACACUUAGCGAGAGAUAUACACUUUUCAGUGUAUAUACGCCAGGAUAUACACAUCCCUGUGUAUAUACAUGGUGAAUGUGUUUGUCUUCUGGUGAGUUUAACUGUAGUUUAGAAAUCACAGAAAUACACAAAUAUUCUUAAUGCAUUUUUGGGAAUUUGCUAGUAAAUGAUGGUCAUAUCCAAGUGUUGUAAAUGUUGUAUAUUAUCUAAUGAAGCAUCCAGAUGCUGUGAAUGAUGUGUACUGCUGGAUGAGACCUCCGGAUGAUGUCAAAGAUGUGUCCUUCCGUGAGAGUUGGAUGCUCAACUAGCGGAAAGGAAAGCUUCGAAAUGUGUGAUAAUUCCACAAGCUGAUCGUGAUUUCACUAAUACAUUUCACUCACGCGUGAAUGAUCAAAGAGGUGAAUGUCUGUGUUGCAGAUGAAAGUUGUGUUGGUACUCACCGUGGUGUCUGUGGCGGCGGCCCAGAAUUAUGGUGGAUAUGCAGGCGGUGGAUUCGGAGGAGGUGGAUUUGGUCAUGGCGGCGGAGGCAACGGCCCGGUGGACCUGAGCCUGGAGUAUAGCGACUACCACUUCUCGUGGCGUCACGACGGAGGCAAGAAGUACGACUGGCAUACCGCUAACUAUUACUGCUCCAGUCUGGGCAAGGGAUGGCAGGGCGUCAGCAUCGAAUCUCCAGCUGAGGACAAAAUUAUCUCCAACAUCAUCUACCAAGACAAACUGGAGUACAUCUGGACAGGUGGUUACCGUAAUGGCUAUGAAUUCGCUUGGCCCUCUGGCUAUCCCUUCUACGGUAUCAACUGGUCUCACACUGGAGGUCUGGGAAUUCCACAACCGGACAACCGAGAGGACGGUAAGGAGUUCUGUCUGGCAGUACUCAACGACUUCUACAAGGAUGGCAUUAGAUGGCACGAUGUCGCCUGCCACCACGAAAAGGCCAUCAUCUGUGAGCGUCGUCGUGAUGGUCACUACGGCAGAAAGUAACAUUUCCCACCUGAGUCAAGUCUCCUGCGUUCCUGGUCAAAACUGAAGAUAUUGGUCAACAUUUCUUAUA
Molecule: messenger RNA, 1282 nt
Organism: Cherax quadricarinatus
Lineage: Eukaryota; Metazoa; Arthropoda; Malacostraca; Decapoda; Parastacidae
Source: RefSeq, a predicted model, not a curated record